Molecule: messenger RNA, 614 nt
Organism: Drosophila albomicans
Lineage: Eukaryota; Metazoa; Arthropoda; Insecta; Diptera; Drosophilidae
Exons: 4
Coding region: 104-514 (136 amino acids)
Source: RefSeq, a predicted model, not a curated record
GAAGGAAGGAGCAAUUUUCGCGGAACUUUAAAAAAAACUAGUCAAAGUCAUUGUGCAAAAGAGUUUUCAAGAAUUUUCAAAUUGUUUCUAAGGAGUCUGUGCAAUGGUUAAUGAUUCACAUCGCUUACACAGUCGUCAAGUGGUCGGCGGUUUCCUUGACGCAGAAGCGAAUGGUUUACUGGAGGAACAACAGCCACCUCCACAAAUGCCCGGUGUCGUGGACACGGAGAAGGAGCAAAAGGGUCAGGCCAUCAUGGAAGCUUUGCUGAACUUGUUUACCACCAAAGGGAAUGCGGUCGGCAGAGUCACUGGCGCAACAGCAAAUAGUUUUCAGGAGAAUCAACAGCCACCACCACAAAUGCCCGUUGUCGUGGACACAGAGAAGGAGCAAAAGGGUCAGGCCAUCAUGGACGCUUUGCUGACCAUGUUUACCACCAAAGUGAAUGAGGAGGAGAUCAAGAAGGACGACUCAUUGAGCCCCGAGCAAUUGCCCACACCCACAUCCCCACAUUGAUAUCCAAUAUGAGAAUAACCAAACAAAGCACUUGUAAAUAAAAAGUAAUUUCAAAUGACGCGCUUUUGUAGAAUCUUAUACCGAUAUCCCCCACAUUAAA